Messenger RNA from Phanerochaete carnosa HHB-10118-sp, 913 nucleotides. RefSeq lists its product as uncharacterized. Bases 5 to 877 code for a protein of 290 amino acids. Lineage: Eukaryota; Fungi; Basidiomycota; Agaricomycetes; Polyporales; Phanerochaetaceae. The record is from RefSeq and is a predicted model, not a curated record. The transcript is spliced from 3 exons.
CACGAUGCACAACGACAGCUCGCAUGAGGCAAUUCCCCUCAUGACCCAGGGCGAAUACGUACACGACUCCCACCAGCCCUUCAAGCUCGAGGAAGACCAGGAGGAGCUCGCGCCCGUCCGCCAUCGGUGGUCACGCUCGGCAGUAUUCCUCUCACUCGCAUGCUUCGUCACCGCCUUCAGCCUCGCAUUCAACUCAGUCACGUUUGUUCGAAGCUUCCGCAAUAACGGCGUCCCGGAGAAGCUGGAUAUAAGCAAGCUGCGGCGGCCCAGCCUCUAUCUAGGACUUGAGCGUGUGCCGGAGCUACUGCAACACGGGAGUAGUUCUAGCUCCCAGGCUGGACCCCUGAGCUCGCCGGACGUUUCCGGAGCGGGCUGGCCUACGAGAGUAGCCCGGGUGAACUCUGCGCACCCUGAUAGUGUGUUUCCCCAAGAUGGGUGGGUGCUACUCACGGAACGGGAUCAUAUGAUCAUAGAGUUCGCCACAACACCAGCUCGCGCGGGUCAGCGAUGUGCAAUACAAGCCUACUUCCCCGGUCGUCGGGAUCUGCGAGACAAGCUUCUCACCAUCGAACGCGACGAUGGUGUCGCAUCAGAGCCUGUUAUACAUUUUACGGCGCUCUCUUUUUCGCCCGUAGAUCUCACCAACCUCACUUGGAGCACACGCCCAAGUGCGGUCCGUCUCAUCGACCUACCCCUCACCUUGAAUGCUGCCGCAUUUGGCAGCAACCAGACUACUGUACUGUUCCCGUGUCCAAGCCAUACUCCUCUUAGGGUGGAAGCGAUGUGCGCUGGUGGAGGAUGCAGGCUCGAGUACGAUGCAUCAGGAAGUCUCGUCGAUGUAGAGCCGCUGCUUGGCAUACGAUUAGUCCCUGUAUAGCCCCCGGAGUGUGUAAUAGCAUGAAAACAACAGAGC